AUGCUCUCAUUGGUGCGACGCCGGUUUCUGGAUGGACUAGACAGGAGGUAUAUCUAUGGUCGUGUGCCCUUACUUCACGCUAUAAUCUUUCUGAUUGAGAUGGUGAUCGCCGCGCGGCUGGCGGCCAAGUUCAACUCCUACUAUGCGGAGAGGCCGGUGUUGACUACUAUGGUCACCAACGCUGUGCUUGGUGGAGUCGCAGAUACCGUUGCACAGUUGAUCUCGGGCUACAGAACCCAAGUACCAAACAGAGCAGAAACGGACAGCGAUUUGAUUUCGAUCGAGAUUCAUGAGCUCGACAAGAAAAAACCACCUGCUGUGGGAGAGUUGGACUUUGCGAGCAAUCGGCCACCACCAUUUGACUUUGAGCGGCUUACCCGCUUCAUGUCCUAUGGUUUCUUCAUGGCGCCCGUCCAGUUCCAGUGGUUUGGAUUCUUAUCGCGAACAUUUCCGCUCACCAAGAAGAAUCCGACUAUCCCGGCUCUGAAACGGGUUGCGGCGGACCAGUUUCUAUUUGCGCCGUUUGGUUUGGUGUGUUUCUUUUCUUUCAUGACCAUCACGGAAGGUGGUGGUCGACGGGCCCUGGCUCGCAAAUUCCAGGACGUAUACAUCCCAACCCUGAAGGCCAACUUUCUCAUUUGGCCUGCAGUUCAGGUUCUGAACUUCCGAGUUGUCCCUAUUCAAUUCCAGAUUCCCUUUGUGUCCAUGAUUGGUAUUGCCUGGACAGCAUACCUUUCUUUGACCAACUCUGCUGAAGAGGAGUAG
Molecule: messenger RNA, 765 nt
Organism: Aspergillus chevalieri
Lineage: Eukaryota; Fungi; Ascomycota; Eurotiomycetes; Eurotiales; Aspergillaceae
Product: Mpv17/PMP22 family protein
Exons: 6
Coding region: 1-765 (254 amino acids)
Cellular component (GO): cytoplasm; membrane
Source: RefSeq, a predicted model, not a curated record